Messenger RNA from Closterium sp. Yama58-4, 1383 nucleotides. Lineage: Eukaryota; Viridiplantae; Streptophyta; Zygnematophyceae; Desmidiales; Closteriaceae. The record is from the annotation of a GenBank genome assembly.
AUGGGGCGCACACUUGAGGACGAUGACGAGUGCUUUCCCAGAGGAAAAGCACCUCUUGCAAAACCUCUCGCAAAGUCUCCCGCAAAGCUUUCCACACCCCGACCUGCAAAAUCCCGCAAGGCCGCGGAAGCCAGCCAUGCCGCGACGGACGGGGACAGGGUUUUAGGUGGCGAGGGUUUUGUGGGUGAUGAAGGAAAGAAAAAAGAAACUCCGGAAAAGAAGGGGAAGGCGAAGCUUGCGCGUGGGGAGGGAGGAGCGAAAGAUCGAAAGCGGGCUCGCGAGGAGGUCGCAGCAGGAGAGGCGGAAGCAUCUGGAGAAAAGCAGGCGAGAUAUGGAGAGCCGGGGAAAAAAACCGGCAAGGCGGAAAAAGCGCAGGCGCAGGGAGAGGGGAAAGCGGCGGCGGAGGGGAAGAAGAAUAAGCGGAAGAAGGGAGCGGGUGGUGCGGUAAAGCAGGGGGUGAGCGUGCUAGAGGAGUGGGUGGAAGAAGAGGAGGACAUCGGCGCGCAGAUCGCACUUGCGAGAGCUGAGGAAGCUGCGAAGAAGGAGGCGGAGGAGGUUAAGAGGCGCCUGGGAGAUAAGGAGAGCACCGCGACGAGUGUGAAGGGCUUCACUGCUCAGGACGCCACGCCAGGGACGCAGCUGUGGGGCUGUGUUGCUGAGGUCACUCCGUCCGGCCUUCUUAUCAGCCUGCCACAUGGCGUGUUCGGGUUUGCUGACGUGGCAGAAGUAUCUGAUCAGAUAUCGGGUUGUUUAGGGAAGGCGGAAAAGGGAGAGGCAGUGGAUUGGGGGCAGGAGGAUGAGGAGAUGAAGGAGGAAGGUGAGGAGGAGCAGGAGGAGGGGGAGGAAGAUGGAGCAGGAGGCGAGAGCAUCAAGCAGAAGUCUCCCCGCGAGCGAGCAGCAGAGUGGAUGGCGCGCAUAUUCUCUCAGGGCCAGCUCGUUCCCUGCACUGUGCUCCGCGCCCCUGCUGCUGCUGCUGGUAGCAACAAUACAGCUGUGGCAGGGGCGGGGGCGGGGGCGGCAGCAGCGCUUGCAGAAGUGGCGGUGUCGGUGCGUCUGACACGCGUGCAGGGCCCUGUGGUGCGCUUCAAGACCGUGCCUGCACACACGGAGCUAUGGGCGGCAGUGGAGAGUGUGGAGGAGCAUGGGCUCAUCCUGUCCUUCGGCCUGCGCACCAUCACUGCCUUCCUGCCCUUCACCCAACUCACCCAACGAUUCCCUGGAGUGACGUUCCGCAAGGGCCAGCUUCUGCCAGUGCCGGUGGUGGUGGAGGGGCGGGACAAGGCACACAAGACGCUCACAGUCUCGCUCGAACCCACCCCUGCCACUGUCAGUGCCAAGGCGAUCACCUGCUAUCUUCCGUGCCUCUCAUGUGCUGCUUCAUAG